Pelagomonas calceolata is the source of this 475-nucleotide messenger RNA. Lineage: Eukaryota; Pelagophyceae; Pelagomonadales; Pelagomonadaceae. The record is from the annotation of a GenBank genome assembly.
CACCUUCUGCAGCAUGAACUCCUCGACCUUCCUCUCGAGGUCCGGGUCCGUGAAAAAUUCGCAGACGUACUGCUGGAGGUCCUCCGGCGUGUCGUCGAGGAGUUUCGCCAUGAGCAGCCGGAUGGCGCCGCGCAGCUCGGGGUGCUGCCGGAUGUACUCCUCGUUCUCCUCGCGCAGCUUCUGCUUGGCCGCGGCGAGCGCGGCCUCGUGCUCCUGCGAGAGGAGGCCGUCGGGCAUCGUCUCGACGGCGGCGAGCUGAGGUCUUCGGUCACGGGUCCGACUGCGUGGCUGGUGCGGCGUCGGGCGUUGCGUCUGCUGGCGUCUGGUGGCGCUGGUCUGGGGCAGCCUCGACCGGCGUUCCGGUGCUGCGUCUAGCGGGCGGCACUGGUCCGGUCCCGGGGUAGCGUCGACUGGCGUCUACCGUCCUGGUCCGAGGUGUGCGAGAGGCAGCCAAGUUUGUGGCAGCCGUCGAGCC